Messenger RNA from Rotaria sordida, 1437 nucleotides. Lineage: Eukaryota; Metazoa; Rotifera; Eurotatoria; Philodinida; Philodinidae. The record is from the annotation of a GenBank genome assembly.
AUGGGUUCGAUAUCGCUUUAUCUUGUGAAUAUAAUUCUUAUUUCGUCCCAUAUCUUACUUAGUAUCGGUCAAGAACAAAAUGAAAAUCAUCAUAAUACACAACAAAUGUUUGAUGUACUUGAUCGUGUUCAUGCUAAAUGUCCUGAAAUAACAUAUAUAUAUGAUUUACCAUUAGAAUCAGUUCAAAAACGUCCAUUACGUGUUAUUGUAUUUUCGGACAAUCCAAAACAUCAUGAAUUACUUGAACCUGAAUUUAAAUAUGUUGGAAAUAUGCAUGGAAAUGAAGUUGUUGGUCGUGAAUUAAUAUUAACUUUGGCUGAAUAUCUUUGUCAUGAAUAUAAAAAAGGAAAUGAACAAAUUAAAAAAUUAGUCGAUAAUACACGUAUUCAUCUUAUGCCAGCGAUGAAUCCAGAUGGUUGGGAAAUUGCUGUACAACAUGCAUGGAAUAUAUCAAAACCUGAUCAAUUUAAAGAUAUUGAAACAAUGUUAAAAGAACAUGGUACAAUUGAUUGGACAGUUGGUCGAGCAAAUGCAAAUGGAGUUGAUUUAAAUCGAAAUUUUCCAGAUUUGGAUGAAUUUAUUUAUGCAUAUAACCAUGAUGCAAAUCAUCGAAAUAAUCAUCUUAAUUUUGAAACAUUUGUUGCAUUAACAUCAAAAAAGGAUUGUCAUAAUAAACCAUAUCAACCUGAAACAGUAACAGUAGCUUUUUGGAUCAUGAAAAAUCCAUUUGUAUUAUCGGCUAAUCUACAUAAUGGUGAUAUUGUUGCUAAUUAUCCAUAUGAUGAUUCAGCAAAUCAUCUUCGAAUGUAUUCACCAUCACCUGAUGAUCAAUUAUUUCAACAAUUAGCCGAAUCCUAUUCUCAUGCCAAUUCAAAUAUGGAAUCACCAAAAAAAGCAUGUGGUACUGAUGUCUUUCCAGAAGGAAUUACCAAUGGUGCAGCUUGGUAUCCAGUAUGUGGUGGAAUGCAAGAUUUUAAUUAUUUAGCCAGUAAUUGUUUUGAAUUAACAUUAGAACUUGGAUGUCGUAAAUUUCCACCUGGUAAAGAUUUACCACAUUUUUGGAAUGAAAAUAAAAAUGCACUUAUUAAUUUUAUGUGGCAGACUCAUGUGGGUAUUAAAGGAAUUAUUAACAAUGAAGACGGUGAACCAAUCUUUAAUGCAACUAUUAAAGUUUAUCAAUUAGUUAAUGAUAAUUGGGAAUAUAUUGAUCAUGAUAUGACAUCAAAUCCUGAUGGUGAUUAUUAUCGUUUACUUGCUGAUGGUACAUAUGGAAUAAAAGUGACAAAACCAGGUUAUGAAAGUCAAAUUCAAUAUGUUGAUAUUCAUAAUAAAGAGCAUCAAACUAAUGCACAGCGUCUUGAUUUUACUCUUCAAUCAGCAUCUUCUGAACAAUUUAAUCUUCAACGAAUGUUCAGAAACUAUAUGAAUAAAUAUUAA